GUUAGAGAUAUCUGUCAAAAGUCCGCCAUAUUUUCUUUCCUAAGUGCGUUGGGCUCACCGUGUCACGAUGAGUUCCCUCAAGCUGCAGAAGAGGCUUGCAGCCUCUGUUAUGCGAUGUGGUAAAAAGAAAGUAUGGUUAGAUCCAAAUGAGAUCAAUGAAAUCGCCAACACCAACUCCCGACAGAACAUCCGUAAGAUGAUAAAGGAUGGUCUCGUCAUCAAGAAGCCUGUAGCAGUGCACUCACGUGCACGUGUGCGCAAGAACACAGAGGCGAGGAGAAAAGGUCGUCAUUGUGGCUUUGGUAAAAGAAGAGGUACAGCCAAUGCCCGAAUGCCUCAAAAAGAACUAUGGGUACAAAGGCAACGGGUGCUCCGAAAGCUUCUGCUCAAAUACCGCACAGCCAAAAAGAUUGACAGGCAUCUGUACCACGCCCUGUACAUGAAGGCGAAGGGUAAUGUGUUCAAGAACAAGCGUGUGCUGAUGGAGUACAUCCACAGAAAGAAGGCUGAGAAGGCUAGGACUAAGAUGUUAAGUGACCAGGCCGAGGCCCGCCGUAACAGGGUGAAGGAGGCGCGCAAACGCCGUGAGGAACGUAUCGCGGCUAAGAAGGAGGAACUCCUCCAGACCUUCGCACGCGAGGACGAGGCCGCAGUCACCGCCAAGAAGUGAACGCUAGAUAAGAAUUAUUAAAAAAAAUGAUUCAAUAAAUGCGUUGAGUCCAA
Molecule: messenger RNA, 723 nt
Organism: Pararge aegeria (speckled wood butterfly)
Lineage: Eukaryota; Metazoa; Arthropoda; Insecta; Lepidoptera; Nymphalidae
Gene: RpL19
Product: 60S ribosomal protein L19
Exons: 5
Coding region: 68-670 (200 amino acids)
Biological process (GO): translation
Cellular component (GO): cytosolic large ribosomal subunit; ribosome
Molecular function (GO): structural constituent of ribosome; RNA binding
Source: RefSeq, a predicted model, not a curated record